GUAGUGGAGAUACUGCGGAGUGGGGACUUUCGAGUAGCUGGCAAACACUUGCUCUAUGCAUAGCGCGCAUGUUGGUAGAUGGGACACAUGGAGACAAGGAGAGGAUGAGCGUGCUACACGCAGUCAGGAUUUUCAUUAGAAUAAAGCAGAAUGACUAGUGUUUUUCUGAUUUACUGAACCUUUUUCCUUCGUAUUUGUUCUUCUUGCUUGCUCCCCAAAAUGACCACCCGUGGACCUAGCAUCGUGUUUGAGUGGCUGAAGACCCUCCAGCUCUCUCAGUAUGUGGAGUCCUUCGUGGAUAACGGCUAUGAUGAUCUGGAAGUUUGCAAACAAAUUGGGGACCCCGACCUGGAUGCUAUCGGUGUCUACAUACCGCACCACCGGCGAAGGAUCAACAACGCGGUGCAAAGGCUGAAAGACGAGGAUGAGGAAGCCGCCGGGCUUUACUUCACACUUGAGCCAAUGCCCACCACACCCCCCAAAAGCCACCUGUUGGAACAUUACGAGUCCAAACUCUGGGGGUCAAAGUCUUGGACCGAACCGGACAGUGACCGGGUCGGGAGGAACGGGGGCACAUAUCUGUGCGUGCAAAGGAACCUGAUGCUUGGCAACCGAAGGGAGUUGGUGAUUUACCCCAAACUGAAGCUGAAGAUCAUGAUUAGGGAUAAAGUCAUCGGAGAUGGCAUCAACCUCGCCAGGCCGCCAUACUCAAACAAGGUAUAUAAGUCAAACAAAUGUUUUUGGUGUGCUUUGUCCGGUGUUGACCUCAUAUUGUCUUACAGAAACCCUGUAUUGAUCUCACAUAAGUGCCUGCUGCCUCCCAGUGUGUUCUCAGGUGAUGGAGUGGUGAGUGGCCAGUCUUUUGAAGGUCACUUUGGUGCGGUUACCAUCAUGAGAAAGAUAUUAGUGCCUUGCUUCCAAUACUCUUCACAUCCUUAUAAUCUAAAAAGGAGUUUGUAUCAGCUAUCUGCCCUGAGGGCAGGGGCCUCAGGGAAAAGUGGCAAUAAUAAUCAACACUUUUGAAUACCCCCAAAACACAAACUUUGGAUCAGCACCUCACCUCACACUUGUCAGGCCCAGCGCUAAUGUAAUGAGUGACUGACUGGUCACAUAUCAGAUUUCUUUAAUGAUAACCAUGAGAGAAUAGAACUGUCCCAGGGUCAGCGAGUUCACUUCACCCUGCAGCCUGGCCUCAGAGCCAUACAAAGCAUACUAUACAUAUGUUGAUACACCUCCAAGACCUAUUAUACACUACAUGACCAAAAGUAUGUGGACACCUGCGGGUCGAACAUCUCAUUCCAAAAUCAUGGGCAUUAAUAUGGAGUUGGUCUCCCUUUUUCUUCUAUAACAGCCUCCACUGUUCUGGGAAGGCUUUCUACUAGAUGUUGGAACAUUGCCGGGGGGGACUUGCUUCCAUUCAGCCACAAGAGCAUUAGAGAGGUCGGGCGAGUAGGCCUGGCUCGCAGUCGGCGUUCCAAUUCAUCCAAAGGUGCUCGAUGGGGUUGAGAUCAGGGCUUUGUGCAGGCCAGUCAAGUUCUUCCACAUCGAUCUCGACAAACCAUUUCUGCAUGGACUUCGCUUUGUGCACAGGGGCAUUGUCAUGCUGAAACAGGAAAGGACCUUCCCCAAACUGUUUCCACAAAGUUGGAAGCACAGAAUUGUCUAGAAUGUCAUUGUAUGCUGUAGCGUUAAGAUUUCCCUUCACUGGAAGUUAGGGGCCUAGCACAAACCAUGGAAAACAGCGCCCAACCAUUAUUCCUCCUCAACCAAACUUUACAGUUGGCACUAUGCAUUCGUGAAGGUAACUUUCUCCUGGCAUCCGCCAAACCCAGAUUCGUCCUUCACUUCAGAGAACGCAUUUCCACUGCUCCAGUGUCUAAUGGCGGCGAGUUUUACACCACUCCAGCUGAUGCUUGGCGUUACUGGGCAUUGCUUGCGAGCUGACAAGGUAAAAAGCUGUCGUUCUGACCCUGAACAAGGCAGUUAACCCACUGUU
Molecule: messenger RNA, 1996 nt
Organism: Salvelinus fontinalis (brook trout)
Lineage: Eukaryota; Metazoa; Chordata; Actinopteri; Salmoniformes; Salmonidae
Product: sterile alpha motif domain-containing protein 5-like
Exons: 1
Coding region: 220-1023 (267 amino acids)
Molecular function (GO): protein binding
Source: RefSeq, a predicted model, not a curated record